CGGUGUGGGGUUGGCUAAGGGGAGCGAGAGUCCGCUGCUGCGUUUCUGUCUCUUCCUCUGUGGUCUGGUCGCGGAAUCUUGCGCCCUUGGCCGUUCCUCUUCUCUUCCGGCGGAGAGCUUACGAUGUGGUGAUGCCAGCCAGACUGCUGAGAGCCCUGGUCAGAUCUCACUGUAUUUUAUCAAAAGCAUAUCAGUGCCGAAGACUUGUUUAUCUAACAUUAAAACCACUGAAGAAAUGUGAAAAUACAGCAGGCAGCACUCUGGCAAUCAGUCAAAACCUGGAUUUGGUCUUUCCUGAUACAGCAGUUCAUGGUUUGAAUAAGUCUCAGAUCUUGGAAAUGAACCAGAAAAUAUCAAAUACAAGUAUCUUUUCUCCAAUAAAUGCUGUACGUUGCCAGGAUGAAAAAGCACACCUUCCAGCCACGAAAUCUUUAGGUAUUCACAGGAAAGUGACUCACAAACCAAAUCUGUUGGGUUCUAAGUGGUUUAUAAAAAUCUUAAAGAAGCAUUAUUCAUCUGUGUCAACGGAAACACUUGUCCCAAAGCAAGACUUUCCACAAAUCAAGAGACCACUGAAAGCCUCCAGGACCAAGCAGCCAUCCAGGACCAACCUUCCUGUGCUGUCCGUGAAUGAGGACCUGAUGCACUGCACAGCAUUCGCAACAGCAGACGAAUACCAUCUUGGAAAUCUUUCCCAAGAUUUGACUGCCCAUGGAUAUGUUGAAGUGACGAGUUUGCCUAGAGAUGCAGCAAAUAUCUUGGUGAUGGGUGUAGAAAAUUCUGCAAAAGAAGGUGAUCCUGGAACAGUAUUCUUCUUCAGGGAAGGAGCUGCUGUGUUUUGGAAUGUGAAAGACAAAACUAUGAAGCAUGUGAUGCAAGUUCUAGAAAAACACGAGAUUCAGCCCUAUGAAGUUGCAUUGGUACACUGGGAAAAUGAAGAGCUUAACUACAUAAAAACAGAGGGGCAGUCAAAACUGCACAGAGGGGAAAUCAAGUUAAAUUCAGAACUGGAUUUAGAUGACAGCAUUCUAGAGAAAUUUGCCUUUUCAAAUGCUCUUUGCCUUUCAGUGAAACUAGCUAUUUGGGAAGCAUCACUGGAUAAAUUUAUUGAAUCUAUUCAGUCAAUUCCAGAGGCUUUAAAAGCUGGGAAGAAGGUGAAGCUAUCUCAUGAAGAAGUUAUGCAGAAAAUGGGUGAACUCUUUGCCCUAAGACAUCGUAUAAAUUUGAGUUCAGACUUCUUGAUCACUCCUGAUUUCUACUGGGACAGAGAAAACCUGGAAGAACUUUAUGAUAAGACCUGCCAGUUCCUCAGCAUUACUCGUAGAGUUAAGGUCAUGAAUGAAAAGCUUCAACACUGCAUGGAACUGACAGAUCUAAUGCGGAACCACCUGAAUGAAAAGAGGGCCCUCCGCCUGGAGUGGAUGAUCGUCAUCCUCAUCACUAUAGAGGUAAGAGGGAUACUUUCCCCUCAGUCACUGCCUGUCUAAAAUAGAUGCUGUGGUAAUAAUGAAUUUGAGAUAGAAAAUUGUAGCAGAAGUAACAGGAUCAUUUUGUUUCUAACUACUAAAUAGGCUGUCUGGAGGUGAGGUGAAGUUUCAGAUGACUGACUGGUAUUGUCUCAUAAAUGCACUAAAUGUAAUUUCUGAAAGAAGUUCCAGAUUUCUGAAGAUAGCAUUUGGAAAAGGCUCUAGCUAUAAAUUUAUAAUAUAUAGCCCAGCAUCAACUAACUAUGCCUCAGACCUGCAGCUCGCCAUCUGGGAAGGGCAAAUAUUUCCUCUUAUUUUAGGAGCAUUUUUUAUCACUUACAAUCUUGGAAAAGUCAUUUCAUUUGUACUAAUAAUUUGUUUGCCAUGAAAAUCUUUUUCAUUUUUUAUUACGUGAAGGUAAUGUUCGAACUGGGACGAGUACUUUUCUGAUCAAGUGAUACCCAAGUGAAAGUGUCACUGCAAGAUGUAUUCAAGUUCUGCAAUCCAAAAAUAAAUGUCCACUGUUGGAUGAUCUCUUAUUUAAUAGGUAUUUUCUAAAUAAAUUGUUACAAUCUGUUUCAGCAUCCAAAUACAUUGUGUUUGAAUAAAAAUUAAUGAACAAUGGUAUUUGGGUCUGUAAUACUGACAGUUUAAAAGGAAAAUGUUUACUUCAGGUUAAAGAACUUUGUAUAACCUCAGCAUCUAGACAAAGAUACUUCUUAAAGCCAGAAAAGGCUUAGAUUUUGGACACUACUCCUUAACCUACCCCAGGGACUCCAGUCACGGCCCUGGCUAAAAAAGAACUGUAAAGGAGCUCAGGAGUGUUGACACAAAGAUAUUAAAGACAACGACAGGUUCUGAUGGCAGAAAUGGAUUUCUUAGACCAUUUUUGGAAGGCAGAAUUUGAGUAUGGCUGCUCACUGCACUUUGCCUUUCAUUAAUCAAUACUUGCCUUCCUUUCACCACUAAUCAAAGUAUUUUCCCAAACACUAUUUCAGUUUUACAUAGACUUUGGGGAGAUUAAAAAAAAAAUUAACACAUUGUAUACUCACCAUCUUGAAUUGACAAUUAACAUUAAAAAAGAAAAAAGGCAAUGUCCUGUUUAUUUUCAUUUGCCUUCUUUCUACACACAACCCUCCUUGCCCUACACCUCCCACCCCAGCAUGAUGUAUUUAAAGGUGUUCUUUUUUUCAUACAUAUAUGCAUAUUCAUGAACACAGUAUUUUGUUCUAAAAUGCAAGUUGUUUUGCAACUUGCUUAACUGCUACAUAGUAUUCCACCAAAAGAAUAUUCAUCUUAUUUAUCCUAUAUUCUUUCUGAUGGACAUUUAUAUAUUUGUUUGCUGUAAUAAUGCUAAGGUGAACAUCCUUGUGUCUUUUUCAGCACAGUGCAGUAGUUCUUCUUAAGUAGCCAUCUUUUACCCCCAAGGGUACCCAAAGAACGUGGCAUGGAUAAUUCAAGAACUGCUUUUUAGAUCAAGUUCCAUAUAAGCGCUUUCAUAAAACUGACUUGCCUGUGUACACAAGCCAAUCAGUGUAUCAAGCCUGUUCUCCUUUCCCACCCUUCCCUUCUCAGAUUUCUCAAUGGGUAUCUCUCACCCCACGGGGAUCUAUUGGUCCAUUGCCCUGUUUAAAAAUCUUUGGGAAACCAAAGAAGACAAUUUGAAAUACUGGCCAGUGACGCCUCCUUUAA
Molecule: messenger RNA, 3158 nt
Organism: Trichechus manatus latirostris (Florida manatee)
Lineage: Eukaryota; Metazoa; Chordata; Mammalia; Sirenia; Trichechidae
Gene: RMND1
Product: required for meiotic nuclear division 1 homolog
Exons: 11
Coding region: 132-1487 (451 amino acids)
Biological process (GO): positive regulation of mitochondrial translation
Source: RefSeq, a predicted model, not a curated record